Prunus armeniaca (apricot) is the source of this 249-nucleotide messenger RNA. The record is from the annotation of a GenBank genome assembly. Lineage: Eukaryota; Viridiplantae; Streptophyta; Magnoliopsida; Rosales; Rosaceae.
AUGCAGAAAAUCGCGCGGGUUUUGACAGAUUUUCUCAUCGCUCGUUCUCCCUCGAUUCUCCACCAAAUCCGACCAUCAAGGUCCAAGAACAAGAGUGGUUCCGAAAUGGGUGUUUUACCUAAGUUAGGAGUUUGGGCUGACGGUUUGGAGUUUUUCCGGCCACCGGAAAUUUCUCAAGCCACCCAAGCUGCCGGCGCGUGUGGCGGCGCGUGGGCAGUCUGGAGGGGACCACUCUCAGUUUCAGAAUGA